AUGAAAUCGGCAGUAACAACUCCAAAUUUCCUAAGAAAUUUUUCAGCAUCAGGAAUUGAUGAAAAGGCACUAACACAAGAAUCACUUCGAACUGUUCAUUCCGAGUCAAAUGUAGCAAAAUCUGUAUUAAAAAGAUCAUCAUCAUCAUCAGUAGUUUUCGAUAACAAUGAUACGAACGAUGAUUAUGAAAAGCAAGCAGAUGCAACUAUUGAUGAAAUAUGGAAAAUAUUUAAAGAUGAAAAUGCUUGGACAGAAGAAGCAAAAAGUCGCGAUGGACUUGAUGUUGUUGUUUCAAAAGAGUUUCCGAAGUGGGGAAGAAUUUUCCGAGUCACUAGCAUUAUCCCAGGAUCUUACUCUGGUAUUGUCGAAAUGCUAUUUGAACGACAAGAAGAUAUUCCAAAAUGGAGUCCAUCUGUGAAUGAUUGUAAAAUAUUAGAAGUCAUUAAUGAUGAUUUGUAUAUAACCUAUCAACUAACAAAUGAACAAGCACAAGGUUUUAUUGCCAAGCGUGAUUUUGUCAAUUUAGCAGUACGUCGAUUUAUUGAUGAUACUGCAAUACUAGCAGCGCAAGCAUGUCUGCACUCGAAAAUGCCGCCAAAUAAUAGUUGUGUUCGAGGAGAGAAUGGGCCAACAGCGUAUGUUGUGGAAAAAAAUGAUGAAGCAACUUGUAAAUUUACGUGGUUGCUUAAUGUUAACUUAAAAGGCUGGCUUCCGCAGUAUCUUAUCAACAGUUCAUUAGCUAGUGUUCAACUUAAUCUUGUUGAAUCACUUCGAAAUCAUACAUCUAAAAUUCUUGAGACAACAUUAUCUUCCUCAUCAUCUACGAUUGCUGUCGAUACAAUAUAA
Rotaria socialis is the source of this 846-nucleotide messenger RNA. Lineage: Eukaryota; Metazoa; Rotifera; Eurotatoria; Philodinida; Philodinidae. The record is from the annotation of a GenBank genome assembly.